GGUUUCUCUGUGAAAAAAAAUUGAAAACCAAAGAACAGAGAGAGGUUUUGUGGGGACUGUCCUUUUAAGUUUAAAGCUUUGUUGAAGGAAUUAUCACUUUUUUUCCCCUAUUUUUUACCUUCUUUCUUUGAAAUUUUGUCCUAUUUUGUAUGUGUGCAAAAUUAAUGGCUACUGAAGAGGUCAAUAAACCUCCUCCACUUCCUUCUUACCCACAGCUGAUUAUUAAUGCCAUUGAAGCAUUGAACGACAAGAAUGGUUCAAACAAGACUUCAAUAUCCAAAUACAUUGAGUCCAAGUAUGGAGAUUUGCCUGCUGGUCAUACCACCCUACUUUCUCACCAUCUUAAUAGAAUGAAAGAAACUGGAGAGCUUGUUUUUUGCAAAAACAAUUACAUGAAAGCUGACCCCAAUGGCCCACCUAGGCGUGGCCGUGGUAGGCCUCCAAAACCCAAGGUUCCAUUGCCACCGGGUGUGCUUUUAAGCCCUGCAAGGCCUAGAGGCCGCCCUCCUAAGGACCCCAAUGCUCCCCCUAGGUCCCCCAAGCCUAAGGUGACUUCUGGGACAGGGAAACCCCGCGGAAGGCCAAGGAAGAUGGCGCGGCCGGAAGGGGGAAUAGGUGGGAGUUCCACAACUAUGACGGCGGCCACGGUAAGGCCUAGGGGACGUCCUCCUAAGGUGAAGGCUUCGGCAUUGACUGAAGUGAGUGUUGAACAUUAACUAGGAUUUUUAAUGGUUGUAACUUGUAGUGGUGCUCACUGUUUUACUUGUAGUUUCUGUUUGUAGAAUUUGGACGGUGUUUGUUAGUAUGAUAAUUAUGUGUGUUUUAAGUGUUCUUGUAGAGUUUAAUGUUGUUGUUGUUGUGGUUGAGGCUUUGAAAUUUUUCUUUUUCUUUGGUUUAAAGUUGUUGUAGAGGAUGAUUAGUGCUAAUGAUGAUCUCUGUUA
This is a messenger RNA of Durio zibethinus, 941 nucleotides long. Its product is annotated as HMG-Y-related protein B-like. The record is from RefSeq and is a predicted model, not a curated record. Gene Ontology annotation, cellular component: nucleosome; chromatin; nucleus. Gene Ontology annotation, biological process: nucleosome assembly; regulation of DNA-templated transcription; chromosome condensation. Gene Ontology annotation, molecular function: double-stranded DNA binding; nucleosomal DNA binding. Lineage: Eukaryota; Viridiplantae; Streptophyta; Magnoliopsida; Malvales; Malvaceae.